AUGGAGCUGCUGUCGCCGCCGCUCCGAGACGUAGACUUGACUGGCCCCGACGGCGCCCUCUGCAACUUUGCCUCCGCGGAUGAUUUCUAUGAUGACCCUUGUUUCGACUCCUCCGACCUGCGAUUCUUCGAGGACCUGGACCCGCGCCUCGUGCACGUGGGCGCGCUCCUGAAGCCCGAGGAACACUCGCACUUCCCGGCGGCAGUGCACCCAGCGCCCGGCACGCGCGAGGACGAGCAUGUGCGCGCUCCCAGCGGGCACCACCAGGCUGGCCGCUGUCUGCUGUGGGCCUGCAAAGCGUGCAAGCGCAAGACCACUAACGCCGACCGCCGCAAGGCAGCCACCAUGCGCGAGCGGCGCCGCCUGAGCAAAGUCAACGAGGCUUUCGAGACGCUCAAGCGCUGCACGUCCAGCAACCCGAACCAGCGGCUGCCCAAGGUGGAGAUCCUGCGCAAUGCGAUUCGCUACAUCGAAGGCCUGCAGGCGCUGCUGCGCGACCAGGACUCCGCGCCCCCUGGUGCCGCCGCUGCCUUCUACGCGCCUGGCCCGCUGCCCCCAGGCCGUGUGGGCGAACACUACAGCGGCGACUCAGACGCGUCCAGCCCGCGGUCCAACUGCUCCGACGGCAUGAUGGACUACAGCGGCCCCCCGAACGGUGCCCGGCGGCGGAACUGCUACGAUGGCACCUACUACAGCGAGACGCCCGGCGAACCCAGGCCCGGGAAAAGUGCCGCGGUGUCGAGCCUCGACUGCCUGUCCAGCAUCGUGGAGCGCAUCUCCACCGACAGCCCCACCGCUCCCGCUCUUCUGCUGGUGGAUGCGCCGCCGGAGUCUUCUCCCGGUCCACAGGAGGAAGCCGCCCAGAGCGAGGUCGAGCGCGGCGCCCCCACCCCUUCCCCGGACGCUGCCCCGCAGUGCCCCGCGGGCGCAAACCCCAACCCCAUCUACCAGGUGCUCUGA
Messenger RNA from Enhydra lutris kenyoni (northern sea otter), 960 nucleotides. RefSeq names its product myogenic differentiation 1. The coding region runs from base 1 to 960 and encodes 319 amino acids. Gene Ontology annotation, molecular function: RNA polymerase II cis-regulatory region sequence-specific DNA binding; protein dimerization activity; DNA-binding transcription factor activity, RNA polymerase II-specific. The record is from RefSeq and is a predicted model, not a curated record. Gene Ontology annotation, biological process: positive regulation of myoblast differentiation; regulation of transcription by RNA polymerase II; muscle organ development. The transcript has 3 exons. Lineage: Eukaryota; Metazoa; Chordata; Mammalia; Carnivora; Mustelidae.